Ectocarpus sp. CCAP 1310/34 is the source of this 555-nucleotide messenger RNA. The record is from the annotation of a GenBank genome assembly. Lineage: Eukaryota; Phaeophyceae; Ectocarpales; Ectocarpaceae.
AUGAGGGACGCGGUGAAGCGGAAGGAUGCCAAGGUGGCGGAGAACAAGUUCCUGAGCUCGCCGGGGGAGAUCGGAAAGCGGUUCAUCAUGAAGGUCUUCUGGGCGGACGGAGCGGACGACAUUAGGUGUGCCCGAGAACCGCAGUUGUUGUUGGUGGUGGAGGACAACGAUGGCCUGUCGCCUCUGGGUUGGAAACCCCCUAAACCCCUGGCACGUGGAGGGGCGACGAAGGAGGCGGAGACACACGAGCACCCUCCGGACCACGAGGAUAAAACCGGAGACGAUGCCGCCGUCGCCGUGGACGGAAUCGAAACACCACCGCUGGUACCGGCCCCUGCCCAGCAGGUUGUGGAUGUCGAGGAGAUCGAUGUCGACGAAAAGGAGUGGGUCGCCGCCGGUGGCGACGGUGGCAGUGGCGGUGGCGGUGCCGACGGCGGCGGCGGUGAUGGUAGCGGUGGCGGCGGUGGCGGUGGUGAGACGGCUGCGCCUGACCCCAUCAUUCCGCGGUUUGUUGCACAGUACAUACGUCUUUCGUCUCUCUUCUUGGUCCUGUAG